Drosophila simulans is the source of this 2023-nucleotide messenger RNA. RefSeq names its product segmentation protein even-skipped (gene eve). Gene Ontology annotation, biological process: regulation of transcription by RNA polymerase II. Gene Ontology annotation, cellular component: nucleus. The record is from RefSeq and is a predicted model, not a curated record. Gene Ontology annotation, molecular function: RNA polymerase II cis-regulatory region sequence-specific DNA binding; DNA-binding transcription factor activity, RNA polymerase II-specific. Bases 721 to 1851 code for a protein of 376 amino acids. The transcript has 2 exons. Lineage: Eukaryota; Metazoa; Arthropoda; Insecta; Diptera; Drosophilidae.
GAAAGUCAUGGCAGCCAUGGCAGUGUGGGGCUGUUAAACGUGCGGCAUAAUAUUAAGACUUCAUAAAAGCGCAAAUAAUUCGCUGGCAGGCGAUCGAUAAUACACACAUAUAUAUAGUGGGAUACACACACUCUCUGCCGACAAACACACACCACCCGACCCGACUGAGCGGCAUAAUGCCAUAUCAUUCUUGAUGAAGCCGAUAAAAUCCCAUUAUUAAGGGGGCCCGCCCGUCCCGCUCGCUCCUGCGGAGCAGCCGCCUGCGGGCGGGCGAGACAAAAGAUUCGCUCAUCCGCUAUGAAUACCAAAUCGGAGCUCUCUCUCUCCAGGUCGGGAGUGCCAUGGCCAGCACGGCCAGGACCUCCUCAUGGUCCUGCCGAGCAGAGAGCGCGGCUCCAUCCCGCUGCUCCGGCUCCUGCUCCUCCGCUUUGUCCCGCCUCGUUAUCGCCGCUCAGCACCGAGCGCACAGCAGCGCAUCCACUCUCAGCACCGCACGAUUAGCACCGUUCCGCUCAGGCUGUCCCGCUCGCACCUGCCUGGGCCGCUGCGAUUGGCCGCUCCCAGCGACGGCGGCCAUUUGCCUGCAGAGCGCAGCGGUAUAAAAGGGCGCGGGGUGGCUGAGAGCAGCACACUCGAGCUGUGACCGCCGCACAGUCAACAACUGCCUUCGUUACUCUCCUCUGAAUAAGCCAACUUUGAAUCACAAGACGCAUUCCAAACAUGCACGGAUACCGAACCUACAACAUGGAGAGCCACCAUGCCCACCACGACGCCAGUCCCGUGGACCAGAAGCCCCUGGUCGUGGACCUCUUGGCCACCCAGUACGGCAAGCCCCAGACACCGCCUCCCUCGCCAAAUGAAUGCCUAUCCAGUCCGGAUAACUCCUUGAACGGCAGCCGCGGCUCGGAGAUUCCCGCCGACCCGUCGGUACGCCGCUACCGCACCGCCUUCACCCGUGACCAGCUGGGUCGCUUGGAGAAGGAGUUCUACAAGGAGAACUACGUGUCCCGUCCCCGUCGCUGCGAACUGGCCGCCCAGCUGAAUCUCCCGGAGAGCACGAUCAAGGUGUGGUUCCAGAACCGCCGCAUGAAGGACAAGCGCCAGAGGAUCGCCGUCGCCUGGCCCUACGCAGCCGUCUACUCCGACCCCGCCUUCGCCGCCUCCAUCCUCCAGGCCGCCGCCAACAGCGUGGGCAUGCCCUAUCCGCCCUACGCCCCCGCCGCUGCCGCCGCUGCUGCCGCCGCCGCUGCCGUGGCCACCAAUCCCAUGAUGGCCACCGGAAUGCCUCCGAUGGGCAUGCCCCAGAUGCCCACGAUGCAAAUGCCCGGACACUCGGGACAUGCCGGCCAUCCCUCGCCCUACGGACAGUACCGCUACACGCCCUACCACAUCCCCGCCCGCCCGGCGCCGCCACAUCCCGCUGGCCCUCAUAUGCACCAUCCGCACAUGAUGGGAUCCAGCGCCACGGGAUCGUCGUACUCCGCCGGUGCCGCCGGCCUUUUGGGCGCCCUGCCCUCCGCCUCCUGCUACACCGGACUGGGUGUGGGUGUGCCCAAGACCCAGACGCCGCCGCUGGAUCUGCAGUCGUCCUCAUCGCCGCACUCCUCCACGCUGUCGCUCUCGCCAGUGGGAUCCGAUCACGCCAAGGUGUUCGACCGCAGUCCAGUGGCUCACUCAGCUCCAUCAGUUCCUGCUCCCGCUCCGCUGACCACCACCAGCCCGCUGCCCGCUCCCGGCCUCCUGAUGCCCAGUGCCAAGCGGCCCGCCUCCGACAUGUCGCCGCCGCCGACGACAACCGUGAUUGCGGAGCCCAAGCCGAAGCUCUUCAAGCCCUACAAGACUGAGGCGUAAGCCCGCGAUCCACAUCCCCAUCCUGCUCCCCCAAAGAUUGUACAAACUAGUCUUAGUCAGCCCCAUCUAUUUAUUCCCGAAGAUUGUACAGAUUGUAGAGUAGCUAAUUGUAGUCAUAAUUAAGGCGCAAAAUCAAAUUAAGAAAUAAAUGCGAAAAUAACAUUGAAAAUUA